This is a messenger RNA of Penicillium daleae, 1692 nucleotides long. Its product is annotated as fatty acid desaturase. The record is from RefSeq and is a predicted model, not a curated record. The transcript has 2 exons. The annotation marks the transcript as partial. Gene Ontology annotation, biological process: lipid metabolic process. Gene Ontology annotation, cellular component: membrane. Lineage: Eukaryota; Fungi; Ascomycota; Eurotiomycetes; Eurotiales; Aspergillaceae. Gene Ontology annotation, molecular function: oxidoreductase activity, acting on paired donors, with oxidation of a pair of donors resulting in the reduction of molecular oxygen to two molecules of water.
AAAAUGUCAACAUCAAUCAAAGGCCGGGACAAUGUCUUGUCAAGAGCCGAGAUUGAAGGCAUGAUUGCUGAGAAUAAGUUGAUCAUCAUUGUCGAUGGCAAAGUACUCAGACUGGAUGCCUGGAUCAAGUUUCACCCUGGUGGUGAUAUGGCUAUUAAGCACAUGGUCGGCAAAGAUGCUACAGACGAGGUCAACGCACUACAUUCACAGGAAGCGCGCCAACGCAUGAGGAAAUUCCAGAUCGGCCGUAUCGAAGGAAGAUGGUCCAAUUUCCUUCCACCCAUCCAAGGCGGCACUUUCCGCCCAUAUUUUGAAGCCAAGGAAGGCAUGGAUGAAGAUGACACUUUGAUUUCCGAAGCCUCGAGUGAAGAGGUUUCAGCUCCGCCAUCUCCAAUCUUCGAACCAACAGAAGACACGUUUGGCUUGAGACGCAGGCUGUCCAUUUCUACAAUAUCCUCCUCAAUCAGCACCACCCCUCUAUCAACAACUGAAACCAAUCGUCAAACGUGUGUGAUCGACGCCCGAACUCAGAAGGAAAUUCAAUUGGACGAAUCCAAGUAUCCCGCUCUUGACGCGGAACAUCAAGAGUAUAUCACAACGAAAUACCGUCAGCUCAACGAGCGGAUUCGUGCAGCUGGCCUCUACAACUGCAACUAUUCUGCCUACGCUGUUGAAAUAUGCCGAUAUUCCUUAAUUUUCGGUCUUUUCAUUUUCUUUUUGAAGAAGUCUUGGUUCUGUCUGUCUGGUUUCUUCCUCGGAUGCUUUUGGCACCAGCUGGUCUUCUCUGCUCAUGAUGCUGGCCACAUGGGUAUUACGCAUGAUUUCCAGACGGACACUGUGAUUGGUAUGAUCAUUGCGGACUUUCUGGGUGGACUUAGUCUCGGCUGGUGGAAACGGAGCCAUAAUGUCCACCAUAUUAUCACGAAUGCCCCAGAGCAUGAUCCUGAUAUCGAGUUGAUGCCGUUCUUUGCCGUGUCGCAGCGCUUCUUCAAGAGUUUGCGUAGUACAUACUACGAUCGGAUCAUGGAAUUUGACGCAGUGGCCAAGAUCACCGUUAAGUACCAGCACUACUUGUACUAUCCGAUUCUCCUCUUUGGUCGCUUCAACCUCUACUACCUGAGCUGGGAACAUAUCUACCUCGGUCUCGGCCCUAAACACGGUGCGGGCUGGUGGCACCGCUGGUUUGAGCUCGCAGGUCAAAUCUUCUUUUGGACUUGGUUUGGCUAUGGUGUCCUCUAUCUCAAUAUUCCAGGUCUAUGGAACAAGGUUGCCUUCGUCCUUAUCUCGCACAUGGUCACCGCUCCACUACACGUGCAGAUCACACUCUCUCACUACGCGAUGUCCACCGCUGAUCUCGGUCCUCUUGAGUCAUUCCCUCAACGGAUGCUCCGAACGACCAUGGAUGUAGACUGCCCAGAAUGGCUGGACUUCAUUCACGGUGGACUCCAGUUCCAGGCGGUUCACCACUUGUAUCCUCGCAUUCCGCGUCACAACCUGCGGAAGACGCAGAAGUUUGUCAAGGAAUUUUGUGAGGACGUCAAGAUCCCAUAUGCUGUUUUUACUUUCAUCGAUGGAAACAAAGAAGUUAUCGGUCGCCUUGCGGACGUUGCUAGACAGGCGAAGAUUUUGGAGGAAUGCCGCAAGGCAUGCGCGGAGCAAGGCGUUUUUUCGGAUCAUCAUCAUUCACAUUGA